GCAGACUCAGUGCUGAGUGCUCUGUGGUGUUAUCAAUAAGUGUGUGUGUGUGUGUGUGUGUGUUCUCUCUGGGAUGUCCUCCGUGUUGUCACACACCUGCAGCUGAACGUCGUCUGAGCCGUUCAUUCCUCUAGCGGUAGACGGAUGACGAUGGCGCCUGCAGAAGGAGAAGAUGAAGUUCAGUUCCUGCGUACAUCGGAUGAAUUGGUAUUGCGCUGCUGCUUGGCUGUCCCCCUCCAGCAGAAGCUGUGUUUGGCUGCAGAUGGUUUCGGGGGCCGACUGUGUUUCCUCGAGUCCACUUCAAACUCCAAGAAUGUUCCGGCAGAUCUGUCCCUGUGUGUGUUUGUGCUGGACAGGUGUGUGUCAGUCCGAGCUCUGCAGGAAAUGCUCUCCAACCAUGAGGACCCACACACGGGGUCAGCUGAGACCGCUGGCCAUCGCACUCUCCUCUAUGGACAGGCACUGCUACUCAGACACGCCCACAGCAACAUGUAUCUGAGCUGUCUGACCUCGUCGGCGAUCUCGGCUGAUAAGCUGGCGUUUGAUGUCGGCCUUCAGGAGGAUGUCGCAGGUGAGACGUGUUGGUGGACGGUCCACCCAGCUUCCAAGCAGAGGUCAGAGGGGGAGAAGGUCAGAGUGGGUGAUGACCUCAUCUUCAUCAGCGUUUCCUCUGAGAGAUACCUGCACGUCUCAUGGGGAACCGGUGUGUAUCAGGAGUGUAUAAAUACGACAGUGGACGCAGCUUUCCAGCAGACUCUAUGGAGUGUGGCUCCCGUUUCCUCUUGCUCGACUCAAGCUCAAGGUCACCUCAGGGGAGGAGACUGUCUACGUCUCCUACACGGCCACACGGAUGAGUGUUUGACCGUUUCACCCGCUGGGCACAUAGAAGACGAGCGCAGAUCUGUUCAUUUUGAAGCCGGCUGCGUCUCAUCUCAAGCUCGUUCACUGUGGAGGAUUGAGAUGUUACGUGUGUCCUGGAGUGGGAGCCAUAUUCGUUGGGCGGAACCAUUUCGUCUGUAUCAUGUGACCAUGGGAAAAUACCUGGGCCUGACCCCGGACCGUGGUCUGCUGCUACUGGACAGAGAGCACGCUGACGUCAAAUCUACCGCCUUCUGUCUCCGCCCAACGAAGGACGCUGGCCAAGAAUUCCCACUCUGUGUCUGGAAGAAAGACGGGAUGGGAAUUCCGGAGAUCAAAUACGGUGACUCUGUCUGUUUAGUCCAGCAUGUGGACUCCGGGUUAUGGCUCACCUACCAGACCAGCGACUCGAAGAGGAGGAAGGAGACGCAGUCGCACAAACAGGCCAUACUCCAUUCAGAAGGUCACAUGGAUGAUGGACUCACACUCUCUCGCUCGCAGACGGAGGAGUGUAAAGCUGCCAGUCUCAUCCGGAGCUCGACUCUCCUGUUCACAAGCAUUAUACGGAGAUUAGAUGAUCUCACUCACCGAGCCAACGUUGCAGCCGUGGAUCUUCCGAUAGAAAUGCUGCGUUUGAGUUUGUGUGAUCUGAUUGGUUAUUUCCGGCUGCCUGACGAAUGCUGGAGCCACGAGACCAGACAGAGCAGCAGCGGAGCGCUAAAGAACAGACAGAACCUGUUCCAGGAAGAGGGUGUAAUUACUUUGGUCCUAGACUGCAUCGAUCACCUGCACCUGUAUAGCAGUGCGGCUCAUUUUGCCGAGGCUGCUGGGAAAGAGGCGGGAGAUGCAUGGGAAGCCAUUUUGAGCUCCUUCUAUGUGCUUCUGGCGGCGCUGAUCCGGGGGAAUCAGAAUAACUGCUCUCAGUUCUCCAGCUCUCUGGACUGGCUGAUCAGCAGACUGGAGAGACUUGAGGCCUCCACUGGAAUUCUUGAAGUGCUGCACUGUGUAUUAAUGGAAAGUCCAGAAGCCCUGAGUUUUAUUAAAGAAGAACACAUUCGCUCCAUCAUCACACUUUUAGACAAACACGGACGCAACCACAAGAUCCUGGAGGUGCUGUGUUCACUGUGUGUGUGUCAUGGUACAGCAGUGCGCUCUAAUCAGCACCUGAUCUGUGACACACUGCUGCCUGAGCGAGACUUACUGCUGCAGAGCCGCCUGAUGAACCACGUCACCAGUGUUCGCCCGAACAUCUACCUCUGCAUGGGAGACUACUCCGCACAGUACAGGAAGUGGUAUUAUGAGGUGGUGGUGGAGAAGGCGGAGCCUUUCGUGACACCUGAGCCGUCUCACCUGAGGGUGGGUUGGGCCUGUAGCGCAGGUUACCACCCCCCUCCAACGGGAGGUCACAGCUGGGGGUCAAACGGAGUCGGAGACGACCUGCGCUCAUACGGCUUCGACGGCCUGCACCUAUGGACAGGUGGCGUGGGUCGCAGGGUCAGCUCGGUCAGUCAGCGUCUGCUGAGGGAGGAUGAUGUCAUCAGCUGUUGCCUCGACCUCGGUGCGAAGUGUAUUUCUUUCCGAGUGAACGGGCAGCCGGUGCAGGGCAUGCUGGAGAAUUUCAACACCGGCGCGCUCAUGUUUCCUGUGGUCAGUUUCUCCGCUGGAGUCAGGGUGCGUUUGCUGUUCGGAGGUCAGCAGGGGGAGUUUAAAUUCCUGCCUCCUGCCGGAUUCUCACCGUGUGCUGAGGCUUUACUCCCCAGGGGGCGCUGCAGACUGGAGCUGUGUGAAGAGGUCACACGGGGUCAGGGAAACAGCGGGCGUGAACUUUUAGGCCCUGCUGUAUCCGCUGAGCCGGUGGUCUUUACCCCUACACCAGUGGACACCAAUCAGGUGACGCUGCCUCCUCAGCUGGAGCUGAUCAGAGAGAGACUGGCUGAGAAUCUGCAUGAGCUCUGGCUGCUGGAGAAAACCGAGCAGGGAUGGACACACGGGCCGGUGAGGGAUGACAGUAAACAGGUUCACCCGGGACUGGUGGAGUUUUCCAAACUUCCAGAUCAGGAGAAACGCAGCAACCUCCAGGCCGCUGAACACACCCUGAGGUCUCUGUUGGCUCUCGGAGCUCGUAUCGGACUGUCUGAUGACCACGUAGAGGAGAAGGUCAAGUACGUCCGGCUCUCAAAGAAGCAUGAACUGUGGAACGGUUACAUGCCGGCUCCGGUGGAUCAGUCCGGAGUUUCUCUAAGCGCUGCUCAGGAAGCUCUGGUGGAAGCGCUGGCUGAGAACGAGCACAACAUCUGGGCCAGAGAGCACAUCAGGGAGGGCUGGAGCUACGCACCACAGCAGGACAUUAAGGGGAAGAGGAGCCCUCAUCUGGUGCCGUUCUCUCUGUUGGAUGAGAGAAGCAGACAAUGUGCAAAAGAGUCAGCGAGGGAUGUGUUAGGAACCCUGCUUGGUUUUGGAUACACUGUAGAAGCAUCAGAGGAAUGGCAGUCCCUGGGCCCUGACGUGAAGGCUGCGAGUGAGGAGAGGGUUCGGAUAUUCCGUGUGGAGCACACGUUUGCAGUGCAUGAUGGGAAAUGGUAUUUUGAGUUUGAGGCAGUCACUGCUGGAGAGAUGAGAGUGGGAUGGGCUCGAGUGGGAUGUCAAGCAGAUAUGGAGUUGUGGUCAGACGAGCAGGCCUACGUGUUUGAUGGCUCAAAGGGUCAGUGGUGGCAUGGGAGCACUGCCCCAUUUGGUCAUGUUUGGCAGAAGGGGGAUGUGAUUGGCUGUUUGUUGGAUUUGACUCGGAGAACCAUGAUGGUCACUUUAAACGGAGAGCUGCAGCUGAACACUUAUGGCUCUGAAAUUGCUUCCAAAGGGUUCACUGCAACUGGUGGCUUUGUUCCUGUGUGUGUUUUGGGUGUGAAUCAGGUGGGACAGUUGAAUUUAGGCCAGCAGGUCAACUCACUGAAAUACUUCAGUGUGUGUGGGCUUCAGGAGGGCUACCAGCCUUUUGCCCUGAACAUGAGCAAAGAUCCACCUCUCUGGAUGAGCUGGAGAGAGCCCUUAUUUGUACAAAUACCAGAGGACCAUCCCCGCUUACAGGUUAGUUACAUUGAUGGGACGGUUGGUCACCUUCCAGCUCUGAAGGUCACCCAGCGGUCAGUGGGAUUACCCGACAGUCUCAGCACUGAUGUUGAGUUCUAUCGCCUGAGCUUGCCCAUAGAGUGUGUACAAGUAUUCACCAAUCCUGUAGAUGGCACAGUACCUCCAGCUAGCAGUGUAGCCUGCCACAUUAAGGAACCAGAAGAAGGGGAGGUGGACUCUGACUUUGAAAUGCUGAUGAAGUCGGCCCACAGACACACAGGAACUAGAGAUGAACUAAACAACCAUAAGGAUCAUGCCCAAGAAAAGACUUCCAGACUUAAGCAAAGGUUUCUUUUGAAGAAGAAACCAGGAUUGAACACUAGUGGCUCUUCAGCCCGGCUGCUGGAGGAGGUGCUAGCGAUUGAGAGGGACAGCGCUAACCAAUUUGCCAACUGCACUAAGUACUACUAUUCUGUGAAGAUCCUACAUGGGCAGGAUCCAUCCUGUGUCUGGGUUGGAUGGGUAACUUCAAACUUCCACUCUUAUGAUCGAACCUUUGACCCGGAGAGAGUGUGUAGUGUGUCUGUCACACUUGGGGACCAAUGGGGCAAAGUUCUUAAGAGUAUCAAGUGCAGUUGCUGUUACAUGGUGUGUGCUGGAGAGGGCAGUAGUCUCUCCCACAGCCAAAGUAGCAUAAGGCUGGAGAUAGGCUGUUUGGUUGACACUGCGACUGGAUUUCUUACCUUUACUGCUAAUGGAAAGGAGAUAGGAAUCUUCUAUCAGGUGGAACCAGGCACUAAACUGUUCCCAGCAGUUUUUGCCAAAGCCACCAGUUCUGAUGUCUUCCAGUUUGAUCUUGGACGAAUUAAGGGUGCGUUGCCACUGUCUGCUGGUUUGUUUCGGAGCGAAAGGAAAAACAUGGAGCCUCAGUGUCAUCCCAGGCUUACUGUCCAAUCCCUGAUACCCAUGAGGUGGACACGGAUCCCUGAACAUGCCCCACAGGUAGAGCUGAUACGGCUUGAGGAGAGGCAUGGCUGGAGGGCACAGUGUACAGACAGUCUACAGGUCAUGACCCUGCACAUCCCUGAGGAGGACAGGAGCAUCGACAUUCUCGAACUCUCUGAAUUGGACAACCUGCUCAAGUUCCAUGACCACACUCUCCGUCUCUAUUCCGCCCUCUGUGCCCAUGGAAACAUACCCGUAAGCCACGCCUUGUGCAGCCACAUCGACCAGUCACAGCUUCUGUUUGCGUUGCAUUGUUCUAGAAUGCCUGGAAAUCUGCGAGCAGGUUUCUAUGACUUAUUAAUGACUGCCCACCUCAGUGUCCAUAGCAGUGCCAGGCAGGCUACCAUCCACGAGUAUAUUGUGCCCAUGACUGAUGCCAUGCGGACUAGUACACGUUCUCAAAACAACAGAAAGCAACACAGACUCCCAGGCAGUAACACCAGCACUUCUCUGCGACCGAGAAUGCACUUCAGCUCACCUUGUUUUGUUAGAGCUAGCGGCAACAGUUUUGAUAACAGGACCAAUAGAUCUGAGGAGGGUUCCUGUCAAUAUAGUCCUGAAUUCCCAAUGGAUAUGCUGAAAGCUGUAAUGACAGCCAUGUUGGAGGAGGCAGUGCACUCAGUAGGGAAGAGUAUAAGAGACCCUGUAGGAGGCAGCAUAGAGCUAAUGCUUGUUCCUCUUCUCCAACUCCUCCACACACUCCUACUCAUGGGUGUAUAUCAUCACUCAGAUCUACGGCGUGUGCUUUCCUUCAUCCUUCCCUCUGUUUACAUGAGGGAAAAUAAUGCAGGAGAAUUAAUAGAUGGAGAUGGAGAGAAUUAUUACGAGAUACUGGGGAAGGAGAAAGAAGGAAGAGCCCUUCCUGAACAAAAGACUUUGUUACAGAUGAAGCUACCAGAAGCAGUUAAACUACAGUUGUGUCACCUGCUACAGUAUCUGUGUGACUGUGAGGUGCGUUACAGGGUCGAGGCCAUAAUGACCUUGUCUGCUGACCUUGUGGGUCGUCUCCAGGGCAACCAGCGCUCUCGCUACAUGAAUGUCAUGGAGGCACUUAACAUGUCUGCUGCUCUCACUGCUCGCAAGACCAAGGAGUUUCGCUCUCCACCUCAAGAACAGAUGAACAUGUUGCUUAACUUCCGAGACAUGGAGCAGGAUUGCCCCUGCCCUGAGAAGAUUAGAGAGUUGCUCUGGGAUUUCCAUCUGGACCUCAGAAGUAAUUGUGGAGUUGAAACUGAUGAAAACUUGGGUGCUGAAGAUGAUGAGAGUCAGCCUAUCCGGAAUCGAUUAAGAGACCUGGUGGACAAAAUGUCUCGUCUAAAGAGGAGGAUGUCUGGUGUGGUUGAAAAGGAUGUUGUGGCUAAACCUGUUUCUCUUCAGUGGCUGAUCUCAGACACUGUGAUGCGUUGGACUCACGAGGGACCGUUGGAAGACCCGGUUUUGGUACGGGCCGCAUUUGGACUCCUACGUUACCAGUACGCCGGCCUGUCUGGCAAAAUGGCCGCCCCGUUACAAAAAGCCUACUGCAUCACGCAAAACUCGGUAGAGGACACGCUUGGCCUGCAGGAGGCACUGGGACGUAUCCGCUCACUACUUACAGCUAGAAUGGGCAUAGAAGAAGAGGAACUCAUGAUCCGAGGACUUGGUGAUAUCAUGAAAAAUAAAGUGUUCUACCAGCACCCGAACCUGAUGAGGGCACUGGGUAUGCACGAGACCGUCAUGGAGGUGAUGGUUAAUGUCCUGGGCACCAGAGAAUCCAAGUUCUCUCCCCAUAAGGAAAUCAGGUUUCCAAAGAUGGUGGCCCACUGCUGCCGUUUCCUGUGUUAUUUUUGUCGAAUCAGCCGCCACAACCAGAAAGCCAUGUUUGAUCACCUGAGCUAUCUAUUGGACCACAGCAGCGUCGGACUUGCAUCUCCCUCCAUGCGAGGCUCAACUCCUCUGGAUGUGGCUGCGGCUUCUGUGAUGGACAACUACGAGCUGGCAUUAGCGCUCACAGAGCCAGACUUGGAGAAGGUGGUGCAGUAUUUGGCAGGCUGCGGUUUGCAGAGUUGUACACUGCUGCUCUCUAAAGGAUACGCAGACAUCGGCUGGAAUCCUGUCGAGGGCGAGCGAUACCUGGAUUUACUGCGCUUUGCUGUCUUCUGCAACGGUGAAAGUGUGGAAGAGAACGCAUAUGUCGUCGUCCGGCUCCUGAUUCGCCGCCCCGAAUGCUUUGGCCCCGCCCUCCGAGUAGAGGGAGGAAACGGUCUCUUAGCAACCAUGGAGGAUGCCAUCAAGAUCUCAGAAGAGGAGAGUGGAGAGUGCUUUUCUAAAGCCUACCAGUCCAGUAGCACACUCGACACUCUUGAUGAUGAAGAUGAUAAUGUCAUCCACAUGGGACACGCCAUCAUGACCUUUUACUCCGCUCUUAUAGACCUGCUGGGCCGCUGCGCUCCAGAGUUGCACCUGAUAGAGGCCGGUAAAGGCGAGGCUGUUCGUAUAAGGGCCAUCUUGAGAUCUCUGAUCCCCGUGAACGACCUGGAAGGAGUCAUCAGCAUCCCUUUCCCACUCCCUUUUCUGGACAAAGAUGGUUGCAUGAUGGAGCCGGACAUGUCCAGGUGCUUCUGUCCAGAUCACAAGGCAUCCAUGGUGCUGUUUCUGGACCGAGUCUAUGGUGUCCAGGACCAGAACUUCCUGCUCCACCUCCUUGAGAAAGGUUUCCUGCCAGAUCUUCAAGCAGCCGUCAGCAUGGAUAAUAGUGGACUGGGUAGUACGGACAUGGCGUUGGCUCUGAACCGUUACUUGUGCGGGUCCGUGCUACCAUUGUUAAGUAAGUGCUCGUCGCUGCUGCGUGGACUUCCUCUCGUUAGGACAGGAACGGUGGACGACUUCCUACAAGCACUCUACCGUCUCUCUAAAGCCAGCAGCCUCACCAAAGCCCAACACGAUGCCAUCCAGACCUGCCUGCUCUCUGUGUGUGGAAAACUGAAGCCGUCCCUGUUGCAGCCCCUACUGCGAAGUCUAGCGGUUGACGUCCCACGGCUGUCCGAGAGCACCAAGAUGCCACUUAAGCUUCUGACCGAUCAUUAUGAGCAGAACUGGAAGUACUACUGCACGACUGGUGGACGUGGAGCGUUUGGCUCCGCCUCAGAGGAGGAGCUUCAGCUCAGCAGGAAGCUGUUUUGGCAUGUUUUCAGAGCAUUGACCAAAAAGACGUAUGACGCCGAGACGUCCGAGGCGUCCGUCGGAUGUCUGGUUGCCGUGUCCGGUGCUGUUCCUCCUGAUCACGUCGACCUCACCUGCACAGCUGGCUUGGACACGCACUCUUCACUCGACUCAGAGGGACGCUUCUGUCCUCAACCUCUGGACACGUCCGAUGUAACAGUGCCUGAGGGAUUGGAGUAUGUGGUGAAUAAAUACGCAGAACACACACACGAGAAGUGGUCACUGGAGAAGUUUGCUAAUGGUUGGGUUCACGGAGAGCAGAUGUGUGAGAGCUCUAAAGUUCACCCACUCCUGAAGCCCUACAGAGCCUUAUCGGAACGAGAUAAAGAGAAGUACAGAGCGGCCAUUAAAGAGACCGUGAAAAGCAUGCUGGUCUUGGGCUGGACCAUCGAGCGGUCGAAAGAGGGGGAUGCGAGGGACCUCCAUCACCUCUCCAGGAGGAUCUCACAGUCUGGCCAGCUGUCAUUUGAGGGAACCUCCAUGUUCAGUCCCAAACCAGCAGACACCAGCAGCAUCAUGCUGACCUGGGAUCAGUAUGCUAUGGCGGAACAACUGGCGGAAAAUUACCACAACAUCUGGGCCCAGAAGAAACUCCAGGAACUGCAAGCUAAAGGAGGGGGCAGUCACGCACUGCUGGUGCCGUAUGAGUCUCUGAGUGGCCGAGAGAAGAGCCGAAUCCGAGACAGAGCGCGGGACGUCCUGAAGUUCUUCCACAUCAAUGGAUACACAGUGUGGAGAGAGAGAAAACCUCCCGAGUCCGAUUGUCCCUCUGUCUCGGGCCGCUUUGCGUACCGUCUCCUCCAUCAGGCGCUCUCCUGUACCGAACAAGUGCAGGAAAAGAUGCUGGAGCUGGAGGUUGCUCAGGCUAGAGGGCAACCGGGAACAGCAGAGGACAUGUGUCACGAGCAGCAGAUGCGUUUCUUCAUCAAAGUUUUAUUACCGCUAAUUGAUCACUAUUUUAAAAACCAUCAUCUCUACUUCCUGCCCAGUGCGAUGUGUUCUCUUAGCAGCACCGCACACGCUUCCAAUAAAGAGAGAGAGAUGGUUUCUAGGUUGUUCUGUACGCUGGCAGCUCUCACCAGACGCAGGAUUUCUCUGUUCGGUAAAGAUGCUCGGUGUGUGGUGAGCUGUCUGCAGAUCCUGGCACGCUCUCUGGACGCGAAGGUAGCGAUGAAGAUGGUGACGGAAUGUGUGCGUUCAGCCCUGCACUCAUUCUUCGAGGCUGCGGCGGUGGAUUUGGAGCUGGCGGUAGACAGCGUGACCCCGGGGGUCAUCCAGUUUCGAGGAGAUAGAGAAGUUCUGACCUACACCACCGCUGCACUGCUCCCAGUCCUGACCUCUCUGUUUAAACAUACAGCUCACGGCCAGAGCUCACUCGACCUCAUGGUGGACGAAGUGCAGGCGUCCUGUUACAGGAUCCUCCGCAGCCUUUACACUCUCGGCACUUGCAGUAACACUUUCAUGGAAAGGCAGAGGCCUUUUAUAGGCGAGUGCCUCGCUGCCUUGUCAUCUGCCUUCCCUCUGUGCUUCCUCGAGAUUUCCCUGGACUACAUGAGCAACGCACAGAGAGAAAUAGGCGUGUCCAUCGCAGCCAAGGAUUCGUCCUGGACCCUCCCCUCCUUACAGGAAGCAUUGGCAGAUGUCGAAGAUGUUCUGGAGGCGGAGUCAGCGGCUCGCCACGCCCUUCUAUCCCGAGUCAUGGAGGUAACUGUUCCUCUACUGUGCAGCUACGUGUGUCGUUGGGGUGAAGAGGAUAGUCUGGGGUCUGAGGGGCAGCAGGGGGCAUCAUGCUCCUCUCUCACACCCUCACACACCAACGCCCUGCUGGGACAAAUCCUCGCCAUCAUCCACGUCCACCUAGGCAGACACGAGUGCACCUGGAUGAAACGGAUUGUGGGUUUUGUCCAGCCGAUGGUCCGUAGUGCGGAACCCGGUCUCCUGACGAGUCGCAUCCUGCCUCUGAUGGAAAAGCUGAAGAAGAGGGCGGAGUUAGUGCUGCAGGAAGAGGAGAGCAUGAAGAUUGAGGGGUGUGGUGAUGUGGCAGAGAUGGAGCUGGCGGUGCAGGAGAAGUUUGCGGUGUUGGUGCAGGACAUCUACGCUGUUUAUCCCCUUCUCAUCCCGUUUGUCGAGCAUCACAGGAUACUCUGGCUGAGGGAGAUGAACGCAGAUGCUGAGAGACUCUUCAGUCUGGUUGCUGAUGUUUUCACUUUCUGGGCCAAAUCUCAUAACUUUAAGUGGGAGGAGCAGAACUUUGUAGUACAGAACGACAUCAACAACAUGACCUACCUGGUCAACAGCAGGAACAGCCAAAUGACAAAGAGAGAGUGUGAAGAGGAGAGGAGGAAGGUGAAGAGGAGCAAAGACGAGCGGUACUCCACACACACUUCUCUUAUCGUGGCCUCUCUGAAGAAGCUCCUCUCUGUCGGUCUGAAUCGAUGCUGUCAGAGAGAUAGAGACCUCAUUACUCUCGCCAAGAACCGCUUCGCUGAGAAAGAUACGGAGGAGGAAGUUCGAGCUUUCAUUUGCAUCAGCCUUCAACAGGUAAACCAGGAUGUUUCUCACUCUUUACUGGAUGAACGUCGUGUUGAAGGUGUUUUGGCUGUGGCCCGUGUGCUUUUCUAUCUGGAUCAGGUGGAGUCUCCUCAGGGCAGUAAGAGAGCUGUGUGGCAGAAACUGCUCUCUAAACAGAGGAAACGAGCCAUAGUGGCCUGCUUCAGGAUGACUCCUUUAUACAACCUGCCACGGCACAGGGCGGUGAAUUUGUUUCUGCAGAGCUACAGGAGGAUUUGGGUGGAGGGAGAAGACGACUUGUAUGAGGAGAAGCUGAUUGAAGAUUUAGCUAAAGCAGGAGAUGGAGGGAGCGUGGUAGAGGAAGAGGGACGGAGUGAGGGAACGGCGGAAAGCAAAAAGAUCGACCCUCUUUAUCAGCUCAUUACUCUCUUCCACCAAAGUGCCCUGACAGAGAGGAGCAGGUUGGAGGAAGACGGUCUGUACCUGGCCUACACUGACAUCAUGGCCAAGAGCUGCCAGGCCGAGGACGAGGACGGGCGUGAUGAGGUGAAAUCCUUUGAGGAGAAAGAGCUGGAGAAACAGAGACUCUUGUAUCAACAAGCCAGGCUACAUGAACGAGGAGCUGCGGAGAUGGUUCUCCAGAGGCUCAGUGCCAGCAGAGGUGUUACGGGGCACUCAGUGGAGGCCACUCUUAAACUCGGCAUCGCCAUGCUGAACGGAGGAAACACAGACGUACAGCAGAAAAUGCUGGACUAUCUGAGAGUGAAACGAGAUGUGGGAUUCUUUCACAGCCUGGCGAGCCUCAUGCAGUCCUGCAGUGUUUUAGACCUGAACGCUUUCGAGAGGCAGAUGAAAGCCGAGGGUUUAGGAACUGCAGCUGAUGGCAACGCGGGUGAUAAGGUUAUGGCAGAUGGGCCGCUGACUUGUGAUCUCUUCCGCUUCCUCCAGUUGCUUUGUGAAGGACAUAAUGCAGAUUUUCAGAACUAUCUGAGGACUCAGACAGGAAACAAUACCACAGUAAAUAUUGUCAUCUCUACUGUGGACUACCUGCUCCGACUGCAGGAGUCCAUCAGUGACUUUUACUGGUAUUACUCUGGGAAAGAUGUGAUUGAUGAACACGGCCAGCGUAACUUCUCUAAAGCCAUCAGGGUGGCCAAACAGGUCUUCAACACCCUCACAGAGUAUAUCCAGGGUCCAUGCACUGGCAACCAGCAGAGUUUGGCCCACAGUCGGCUGUGGGACGCUGUGGUGGGCUUUCUCCAUGUUUUCGCCCACAUGCAGAGGAAGCUUUCUCAGGAUUCGAGUCAGAUUGAGCUGCUGAAGGAACUGAUGGAUCUGCUAAAAGACAUGGUGGUGAUGCUGUUGUCUAUGCUAGAAGGAAACGUUGUGAAUGGCACAAUCGGCAAACAGAUGGUGGACAUGCUGGUGGAGUCAUCCAGCAACGUUGAAAUGAUCCUCAAGUUCUUUGACAUGUUCUUGAAACUCAAAGACCUCGUAUCCUCUGAUGCCUUCAAAGAAUAUGACCCUGACGUACAAGGACUUAUCUCCAAGAAGGACUUCCAGAAGGCCAUGGAGGGCUACAAACGGUACACUGUAUCUGAGAUGGAUUACCUCUUGUCUUGCGCAGAGACGAACGAGACCAAGCUCCUGGACUAUCGCGCGUUUGUGGCGCGUUUUCACGAACCCGCCAAAGACAUCGGUUUCAACGUGGCUGUCCUUUUGACCAACCUGUCAGAGCACAUGUCUCAUGACGCUCGACUACGGAACUUUCUGGAGUUAGCUGACAGCGUGCUCAGGUAUUUCCAGCCUCACCUGGGCAGGAUUGAGAUCAUGGGCAGCGGGAAACGGGUCGAGAGGGUCUACUUUGAAAUCAGCGAGUCGAGCCGGAUGCAGUGGGAGAAACCACAGGUCAAGGAGAGCAAGCAUCAGUUCAUCUUCGACAUUGUUAACAAGGGAGGAGAGAAAGAAAAGAUGGAGCUCUUCGUGAACUUCUGCGAGGACACCAUCUUUGAGAUGCAGCUGGCCGCCCAGAUCUCUGCCCCCGACCGUGAUGAUGAGGUGCUGGGAAUAGAGGAUGAUGGAGUGGAUGAGAAGGAGGAGGAUAAGAACCCUGCUACAGAUAAUGAUGACACUAAAGUAGAGCAGAGAGGCUUUUCUUUGAUGGCGAUGAUGAAGCGGCUUCUCCUGGCCCCUCUCCGUGCCCUGAUGAUGAUAAUGUGUCUCCUCUCCAUAAGGAACGUGAAGCGGCAGAUAAAAAGGAUGACCAUGAAGGGUCUCAUUUUGGCCAUCGCUCUCUUCUUCCAGAAGGUUUUGUCAGCCAUGUUGCAUACCAUCUUAGACACCAUCUGCUUUUUCCUACACGUCCUCUAUCUUGUCUUUCUCAGUGGUUGCAUUAUCGAGUUCGCCAAAGAGACCAAACUCUCUGAUUUCUUCAGAGAUCUGACGGACCCGACCCUGGAUGACGUCACAGGGGUAAACGAAGGGGUAAUCCACAAGAACAAAGGUCCAUCACAGACCAGAUCGUACCAUGGUGACCUUCAAGCAAUCGACUUAUCGGCUGUGUCCAAAAACCCUCAGAUACUUACCGAUAUAUUUGGUCUCCAGUUAAGAAAGGAUGGAGGGCAGUAUAUGCUAAUUAGUCGAGAUUCCAAUGCCAGCAUUGGUGAGGCAGUGGUGUCUGAGGAGGAUUUAGAGGAUGAGGAGGACGAGGAGAAGCAUUCCGAGAAUGAAAAAGCUGAAGGUGAGGACAAUGAGAAGAAGGACAAGAGGAAGGAAGAUGAGGCGAAACGCAGAUUCAGGAGGAUGAGCUUGCACAAAGCAGCGGAGCCCGAGGUUCAAGAAUCAGCCACGUGGAAAAUAAUCGACUCUCAGAAGACAAAACUGCUCAAUUAUUUUGCCAGGAAUUUCUACAACAUGCGAGUGCUGGCGCUGUGUGUGACCUUCGGCAUCAACUUCAUUCUUCUGUUCUACAAGGUUUCUUCUAGUGAAGCUGAAGGCGUGGCCAUGCCGGACCUCGGCGAUGAGAAUGAUGACUCUACGAGUGUGCGUUUUAUUCUGGGAGAAAGUGGUUAUAUGAAGUCUGUGCUCCACACUCUGGCUCUGUUACACACUCUUAUCUCCUUCUGCUCCAUCAUCGGCUACUACUGUCUGAAGGUUCCUUUAGUAGUGUUCAAGCGGGAGAAGGAGCUAGCACGUAAGCUGGAGUUCGAUGGUUUGUACGUCACACGGCAACCUGCCGAUGAUGACAUCAGGGGCCAGUGGGACCGGCUGGUCAUAAACACGCUAUCGUUUCCGAGUAAUUAUUGGGACAAAUUUGUGAAGAGGAAGGUGAUGGCCAAGUACAGCGAGUUGUACGGCUCAGAGAGGAUCAGUGGGCUGCUGGGUUUGGAUAAGACAACACUGGAUUUCAGCUACGAAGCCCGGAACGGAAGAAGACCAGCCCGAGAACUACUGAAGUCCAUUGACAUGAAAUAUCAGAUCUGGAAACUUGGAGUGGUGUUCACUGACAACUCAUUCCUCUAUCUUGCCUGGUACAUGCUGCUGUCCAUUUUGGGCCACUACAAUAAUUUCUUCUUCGCCGCUCACCUCUUGGACGUCGCCAUGGGCUUUAAAACGUUACGCACCAUACUGUCUUCCGUCACGCACAAUGGAAAACAGUUGGUUCUGACUGUGGGACUGUUGGCCGUGGUUGUAUAUCUCUACACCGUCGUCGCCUUCAACUUCUUCCGCAAGUUUUACAAUACAAGUGAAGAUGGCCAAACUCUGGACAUGAAGUGUGAUGACAUGCUGACGUGUUACAUGUUCCACAUGUACGUGGGCGUGCGUGCCGGAGGGGGGAUCGGCGAUGAGAUCGAAGACCCGGCCGGAGACGAAUCUGAGUUCUACCGCGUCGUCUUCGACAUCACGUUCUUCUUCUUCGUCAUCGUCAUCCUCUUGGCCAUCAUUCAGGGUCUGAUCAUCGACGCGUUCGGAGAGCUGAGAGACCAGCAGGAGCAGGUGAAAGAGGACAUGGAGACGAAAUGUUUUAUCUGCGGCAUUGGGAGUGAAUAUUUUGAUGCCGUCCCUCAUGGCUUUGAGACUCACACGCUGCAUGAACACAACCUGGCCAACUACUUGUUCUUUGUGCAGUACCUCAUCAAUAAAGAUGUGACGGAACACACAGGGCAGGAGUCCUACGUGUGGAAGAUGUACCAGGAACGCUGCUGGGAGUUUUUCCCAGUCGGAGACUGUUUCCGAAAACAGUAUGAGGAUCAGCUUGGUUAAAUAUACUGACAUUAAGGACUCGUCUUAUUAAUAUGUUCCCAUUCUCUGAUAUGGAAAUAAUUCAUAUAUAUUUUCGACGCAACAGGCAGUUGUUGCAUUCUGCAUAUUUUUGACACUGAUUCUGUUGGUUUGGAUGCAGUGCUGAGGAACGGCGGGGCUCCUGGAUGCUUCUGAUUGGUUACGAAUAAGGCCGGGGUUAGUGCUUAUAACGUCUCAUGAAAUUACUCUCCCUCGUUAGAACUAGGUUUAAUGUGAGCUCUAAUCACACACACAUCUGUCCAAUACGAAAUAUGAUAUUGUUCCACACAUCUGCUCGGGUAAAGCAGAAGGAACUGAUUUUCUCAUAAUACUUCGAGCUCAAGUUCUAUUUAAAAACAAAAACAAAUUAUUGCCUAGCAAUACACAUUUCGAACAUUCACGACCAACACACCAGAGCUAGUCAGUCUAAUAAGUAAAUAAAUAUCAGCCAAUGCAAUGCAGUAUGCAUUCAGUCUUUCAUCUUCAAUAAGUGCUUUAUCCUGGUCAGGAUCAUGGCGCAUCCGGAGUCUAUCCUGGGAAUGCUGGGCAGGGAUACACCAAUCUGUCUCAGGAGAACCCAGAGGAACCCCAGGCAGAUACACAGACAGUAACCCAAGCUCCGAAUCGAACCAGGAAGCUGCACCACUGUCUGUACAAACAUUAAAAGCCCACGAUGUUUCAGUUUACGAACCAUUAAAAAAAAGAACAGUCGCACCAAAUGACAUAGCUUUAAUGUAGCCUAAUUUAAACGUACACCUCGCUUACUUCAGUACUCUUCUGUAUUGCUCGGUGAUUCUGUGAGCGAUGCUGCCAUGUGCAGAGCAGCGUAAAAAGAACAUUUAUUGCCAUCAAUCUGUUUUGUUUU
Molecule: messenger RNA, 15787 nt
Organism: Ictalurus punctatus (channel catfish)
Lineage: Eukaryota; Metazoa; Chordata; Actinopteri; Siluriformes; Ictaluridae
Gene: ryr2b
Product: ryanodine receptor 2b (cardiac)
Exons: 103
Coding region: 145-14904 (4919 amino acids)
Biological process (GO): intracellular calcium ion homeostasis; calcium ion transmembrane transport
Cellular component (GO): Z disc; calcium channel complex; sarcolemma
Molecular function (GO): ryanodine-sensitive calcium-release channel activity; protein binding; calcium ion binding
Source: RefSeq, a predicted model, not a curated record